CCCUCCCCCUUCUUCCUCUCACUUGGUAGGUAGUACGCUGCCCUUUGAGCCUCCUGUUCCGCCCCAAACUCGUCGUAGCAUCACCAAACGUGCAGUACGUCACCCUGUUGGCACUCUGCCUUGCAUGCCGUUCGUCCUUCGAACGGCAACACCGAACGCGGCGCCACCCUCGACCUCUCGACUUGAGCUUCGUGACUCAGUACGCCUGUUCUUCAAUUGGGACAAUCUCGCGUUUGAUCGCACCCUCGCCAACAGGACCGGCCACGCCGACGGCGCGCACUGAUGCGGAGGUGACCGACUGCCCACGAUCCGCGAGCCGCUUUCGCCGCCGAGGUCGUGUGGCCGUGGCCACCAUGGCUGAUCAGCGCAUGCCGCCGCCGGAUGCCUCGUCGCGCCAGGUGUCGUCUGCCCAGACCGCCACUCUGAGCUCCGUCCGCCCUCGGACACGUCGCCUCAUUUCCAUUGCCGACAGCGAUAUAACCCGAGCGGCCUCACCGCGGAUGCCCGCUGACGAGGGCGGCGGCGGCCUCUUAUCAGUGUACAGUGCAUCCACAAGCCGGGCGGCGAGCCCACGCCCCCCUGCUGGCACGGCCGGCGGCACAUUAGGACAGUUUUUGGGCGACACAUGGGCGCAGAGCUGGAACUCGGUCCAAGGGCUCGCCUCUUCGCUCACAGGAGCCAGCUCCGGCUUCAACGCGCCUGCCACGCGCUUUCCGCGGCAAGGGAGGUCCCGAUCGAGUAGUCACAAAGGCGGCACAGGCAAGACUCAGUCUACAUGGGGCCCGGCUCCUCCACCGCGGAACCCCGGACCAGACGACAUUGCAACUGGGUCGUUGGCCGAGCGAGAGGCUGCGCUGAAAGCUGCCAGGACGGCGAGCGUCCUUGAGAGCCAUGAUAACGUCAAUGGCGGGCUGGACACUGCUGGGAAACACAAACGCCGCAACUCAGACGACGUGGCAUCCACCGACAGGUCGCAGCCGGAGGAUUGCCUUGUCUACAUCCAUCGCGUCGCGGUCAACGACACAUAUGCCGGCAUCAUUCUCCGCUUCAAGUGCCGCGAGGACGUAUUCCGGCGCGCCAACGGGCUCUGGAGUCGAGACAGCAUUCAGACACGAAAAUGGGUUGCGAUACCCGUGGAUGCGUGCGAGGUACGCGGUCGACCAUGUGACCCCCCCACGUGGCAUAAGUCGCCGGAGGUUGACCUCCUUGCGCCUACGCCUGGAGGGCCUAAUGACAGCUCGACCGAAGCGCACGAUGAUUUCUUCACGAGUAAGGCGACCAGGAGCGGAGCUUCAGAAGGGGAGGCGACGACUCAGGAUGAGGACGGGCCAUGGACCCAUGUCCGCUGGGUCCAAGUAGAUUCCAUCAAGGAACCCGUUCAGAUCGGCCGCAUGCCCAGGCAAGCCCUGGGAUACUUUCCUCCGCGGCGGAAGAAGAGCGUGGCGACACUGUCGACGGUGUCAACGCCGCGGGAGAGCUCGGACAUCUCCAGUCUUCCCCCAAGUUCCAUGGAGCGGAUCCCAUCACGAAGGAAAAGCUCGCUGAGCAGUGUGCACCAGCUUUCUGGGACACCGUUUUCCAUUCGCAGUCGUGUGGGGAGCGAUGCUCGGGACAAUCGGCCUGCCUGGAUGCGAGGGCCGGGCGGCGUAGGGUCGAUGGGAAGAAACACACGGACACCAGGGCCUGACAAGGACUACCUCAACUCAUGGGCAAGGAGACACCUCCCAGCGCUCAACAUCGAGGGUCUCCCGUCCAUGUCCGUCAUGGGUUCGGAGACUGCGCGCUUUGGCUUCUCAUCUGAGCCGUCGGCGAUCGUUGAGAGCUCGUUUGAGCAGGGACGCGACACCAGUUCCACAUCGCGGCAGGGAAGCGGCUUGGACAGGGCCGCGGCGGCGGUCGAGACGUGGUUGCGCGGAGCCCUAGCCAAGCGUCCAAACACGCCCAUGGUCGGGGGUCGGACAGGCUGGCCCGCAGUUCUGUCUGCCGAGCAAGAGAGCAGCGACCUGAUUGAGCUCGCAGACACUGGGAGCGACGACGGCAGGAUAGCAGCCCGCGAUAGCGCAGCGCUUUCAAUGGCCUUUCCCAGCACGAGCGGCAGAAGCGAUGUUGGGAGCGGCCUCAUCCGGGGUCGAGGGGCCGCAGCGUCCUGGGCAUCGCAUGAUCGCCAAAAGUCGGACUGAAGUACAAUGUGUGAAGGAGAAUACACCAACGUGGCGUGCAAGUCCCAGGGGUGAGGCCGUCGUCUACUGCGUCGUUGAUGCGGGUCAGCGGCUGCUGCCCAUGCCCAAGCGCUCGGCUAAUCCUCCUCUGGUCUUGUCGCCAUGACGCCGUUAGGGAGGGGGCUUCGGGAUUCAACCUUUUCACUGGUCAAUUAGGGCCAUUGUCGUUUAGAAUGCUUGUGUCACUUGGAUAUAGAAGGGAGGCGUCUUCUGCAGCCCCAAGCGGCUGUCACAACUUGCGAGGCGUUCGGGAAGCAUAUGCGCGGGCGAUAUGCGCCUUACCUUGUUGCGACAUACUUUUGUUGGUAGCUAACUACCUUACCUUACCUAGCAUAGUACCUACUUGGGUUCCCAGCCAGCUGUAGCACACCUGCAUGCUAGUUAUUUGA
Molecule: messenger RNA, 2608 nt
Organism: Purpureocillium takamizusanense
Lineage: Eukaryota; Fungi; Ascomycota; Sordariomycetes; Hypocreales; Ophiocordycipitaceae
Exons: 1
Coding region: 354-2180 (608 amino acids)
Source: RefSeq, a predicted model, not a curated record